Biomphalaria glabrata is the source of this 1957-nucleotide messenger RNA. RefSeq names its product alpha-1A adrenergic receptor-like. The record is from RefSeq and is a predicted model, not a curated record. Gene Ontology annotation, biological process: neuropeptide signaling pathway. Gene Ontology annotation, cellular component: membrane. The transcript is spliced from 2 exons. Bases 97 to 1140 code for a protein of 347 amino acids. Gene Ontology annotation, molecular function: G protein-coupled peptide receptor activity. Lineage: Eukaryota; Metazoa; Mollusca; Gastropoda; Planorbidae.
AUACAUUUUAUUUCGAAAACGGCUCUAACGAUUUUCUUUAAAAUUUCAAGCUUUCUUGUUGAUCAGUUGUUGCCAAGCAACAAGUCAGAUGUCUUCAUGAUUAGCCAAUCAGCUAGCAGCGCCGGUGUUUUGAUCAGCGAUGAGGACUUUAACAAUUUCAACAAUUAUUUUCUCCAGAUGUCACUUUCAUUGAUUUCUUCCGUUGGCAUCGUGACAAAUGUCAUUAAUGUCAUAGUCUACUGGAAGCAUGUGCCGAAAGACGGUGUCACAUCUACGUUUAUUUUCCUGUCUGUGUCUGACGUAGCAUGCUGCGUGUUCUCUUUGCUUAGCAUCUGUUGUCAUAUCGUCCAGGGUCACUGGCCCAUCAGGGGUGUUAAUAUGUUAGCAGUCCAGUACGCAUACCUUGGUUAUACCCGGGGAUGCGCCUACGUCAUUUCUACCUGCCUUACGGUCUACCUAUCAGUGGAACGCUGUUUCUGCAUCAAAUUCCCGCUUAAUGUCAAGGUUAUCCUUGCCCCGCACCGCUCUUUGCUCAUUAAAUUUUCCAUCGUGGUCUUUGGUCUUGCCUGUUUCGCUCCAGCCUGGGCCACACAAGGCCUGCAGGUCGUCUUCGACACUACCACCAACGAAACUCACCUUGACCUUUGGCUGGCUGACUGCAGGCGAGAGAUCGAUCUUUUUGUUGACACGUUUGCCGGAGUUGUGAUACCAACCGUCGCCCAAGUCGUGAUAACUGUCUGUGCUGUUUUUAUCAUCAACGGCCUAAAAUCGUCCGCCGAAUUUCGACAGGCCGCCUCAGGAAAACAAAUAAAGUCCAAACUGGGAGAGACAACUUUGCUCGAAGACUUGGGCGACAAGACUCAGACGAUCAUGACGUCAAAGGAAGCCAAAGCAGCAAAAGUUGUAGUCCUUGUCGCCGUCCUCUUCUUCGCCUGCAAUGUCCCAGUUCUGCUGGUGGCCUACACAAGGAUGUUUAUCACUGAGCUUGACUUCGGUAAAAUGUAUUACAAACUGUACACUGUACUGUACACCGUAGUCUACGUCUCUGGGCUGAUCAACGCCUGCGUGAACAUUGUGAUCUACUAUACAGUUAGCGCCAAAUUCAAGUCAGUAUUUCUCUCAGUGCUCUGCAGGUCAUAAAAAGAAUUAUUAAGAAAAAUUCUACACUGGCCACUGGAUGCAGGGCCGGUCCUACAGAUUGCGGGGCCCGAUGCGAAACGGAUUUCGCGGGGCCCAGUCUGGGUAUGGAGAACGAUAAUAAGUGAAAAUUAAGAUUUUGUAUUAGAAAAUAAAUUCGUCUUUGCAUUUUAUUCAUACUUUACUAAGUACAAAAUCACUGUCAAAUUACCUUUACAAGCCUUCUACAGUAGAUAGUAGUUUUCCAACAAAAAAAGCCGAUAAACAUUCAGAUCUGCCUUUUAAAUUUACUAUCGACUAGCAAAAUAGGCCUAUCCCUUUUUUUAAUAGGUCGAGAUAGAUUUAGAUCUAUAUUUGUAUGCCAGUGACUAUAAAAGUAAAUUAACUAUUAUAACUUUCUAUGUACAGCUGUAUCCGCCACAUUUUUAAACGACAAUGCUGUUGUUUUUUUUUUAAUGAGUAGAAUUGGUGUUUACCAUAUUGAAUAUUCAAUGACACCCCGAAAUGACAAUUUUGUCUGUCUUUAAGGAGACUUGCAUGAGUUUUCAGAAGAUUUUAAUAAGUUCAGGAGAUUGUUAUGACUUUUUCGUAUAAAUUGCUAUUUCAGGAGAAUUUCAGGAACCCUUAAAUAAUAAGUUAAAAUGGUUUAUUUUAACAAUUUACACGGGGCCUAUGAAAGUGCGGGGCCCACUGCGGCCGCAUAGGUUGCAGUGAACUAAGACCGGCCCUGACUGGAUUAAGAAAAUCUUCAAUGAAUUGUGGUUACCUGUAGAGAAUAUCCGGACAGUAACAACGAAUAAAUAUAAGCUCACGUUUUUUU